AUGCCAACUCACUCGUAUGAUCGUUCUGAUUGGGAAGCCGUUGAGGACAAGAUUCCGAGUCUCCCCACAACGGCCAAUCGUUCCUCAAAAGAUGACGAGCUGCGUGCCGCUUUCAAGCUCUUUGACAAAGACGGAAACGGGGUCAUCUCGGCAAAAGAACUGCAUCAGGCGAUGGCCAACAUCGGCGAAAUGAUCACUUAUGAGGAGAUCGACGUGAUGAUUCGAGAGGCCGACGCAAACAAAGAUGGACAAGUCAACUAUGAGGAGUUCUUGAAGAUGUUCCAGAAGAUG
Molecule: messenger RNA, 291 nt
Organism: Mesorhabditis belari
Lineage: Eukaryota; Metazoa; Nematoda; Chromadorea; Rhabditida; Rhabditidae
Source: the annotation of a GenBank genome assembly